Molecule: messenger RNA, 2436 nt
Organism: Trichoplusia ni (cabbage looper)
Lineage: Eukaryota; Metazoa; Arthropoda; Insecta; Lepidoptera; Noctuidae
Exons: 4
Coding region: 503-2380 (625 amino acids)
Source: RefSeq, a predicted model, not a curated record
UUUAUACUCAAAAAUAUUACUUUGCCCUGUAUUAACGGGAUCGAUGGCGUCAAAAAGUCUGCUUCGUUAGUAAUGGUGGGCAAUUUGGGAUAGGCCUAAGUCCAUCAGUGGACAUGCUAGACCGAGUACAUUGAUUGAUGGAAUGCUAUUAAAUACGCACACAACAUUAUAGUCAUAUAGGAAUCUUGAAAACAUUAAUAGUAUCCCGUUAGGUCUUCCCCAGAAAUUCUCAGUUCAUGAAAGAAAUACUUGCAGUCACUCUCUCAUCACGAUUACGAGGUACCUACUGAGAUAAUUAUAAUAAUUAAGAACAACCAACCUCUUUCAAAGCACUGGCAGAAAAAAAUCCCUAUUUAGGACAGAAAAAGAAGAAAUAGGGGGGCCUCUUUCCGUUUUCAAACGUGACAUUUCGACCAAAAAUGUCACUACACUAUGCACUCAUUAGAAACAAGUCUACAAUUUAUAAAAAACCUUUAUUUAAUAACUGUAAAGCGGUACAGUUAUGAUACCAUAUCGAAAUUGCGAAGUAUUCGCUAGUGUUAUUUUCUUUUUCGUCAUCAAAAUUUUUUGUAGUUUGGCAAUCUGGUAUCGCGGUAUGUAUAGGAAGCAACCGACUUUAACCAGUAUACCGGAGCGAAACGAAAGCGAGGAAGAGCAUCUGACUAACAAAUGGGUGCCAAAGAAGAAACACGAAGUGCUUAAAGCUAAGUAUAAAUGUUUGAAGAAACUCUUCCAAAUUUAUGACGCGAGCGUCAUAGGGAUCCUGCCCGAAUCGUAUAACGGUGAAGGCUGUUUAGAAGAGGAUAUUAAAGCUAAGAAGAAGAGGAAGAAACGCUCGCAUCGAACGAAAACCGAUGCUUGCGCUGGUACUACGGAGGUAUCGAGCGGUGAUGUGACUACAGUCAAAUCUGACACAGAGAGAGAGUCCAUAGCGACAGCCGUCAUCCGAGACUUGAAGAUGACUCAAUGUUCCUGCACAUCAACUCAAAUGGAGUCGUUAGUGUCAAAAGACCACAAAUACGCCGCCACUCAGGACUCGAAAGAAAACAUGACGGUAGAGAAGGAAAAGGAGUGUGAAUGUACGCAGACAAGCGACCCCCAUCCUAUCCCCUACCUAAUGAUAAACGAGAAAAGGAAACUGACGCGGUUCCAGUGCUUCAUCCAGAGAAUAUUCGGUAUACGUCGGGACCGACCGUACAAGAACUAUGUUCUGCCAAAUGGCCACGUAUAUGCUGCCAGCGAUAACAAUAUCUCACACAAUUAUUGUGAGAAGCGACGGAGAAAAGGUUUGAGGUUCAGGAGACUGCGGCGGCCGAAGAAAAUACAGUCGGAGAUUGCGCUAAGGGAUGUGAAAAGUCCCGUGAUCCUGACGUACGUGCAGUCUGUGCAGAGGAACUGUUUGAUGGAUACGACGCCGCGGCAGUGUCCCAUCACAGGGUGCCGGAUGAUUUCAUACGGUAUAAUAAACUACAACGACCACCUGAACCUCUGCCACUUCACCGACAAGAAGUACAUCUGCCAUUACUGCCACGAGGGCUUCGAGCGCGAGUACGACAAGUACGUUCACGAGAAUGAACACAUCGGCAUAUCCAAACUAGGGACCAACAUGUCGACACCCUCCACCACGCGGCAGUCCGUGAAAAAGGCAAGUAACACCCAAACUGAUCCCGAAAUGACAAAAUGCGAUGCACACGAAGACAAAUUAAAGAAGAUCGUGUCAUUCUUCGACAAAAUCAGCGACCCUGACCAAAUUUUAACGGAAAUCAAGAAGAAUAGGUUUUCCGAGUCGAAUCUGCAGCAGUCUAAGACUGAGUCUAUCGAAACGGCAGAAGAGUCUGAUUCUUCUGACAAGAGGACAGUGAGUUGUGUCAACCUUCACCGGAAGGUGGACAAGUCGAAGUGUACUUCGUCUGGUGAAUCCGAGGUCACUUCGAAACACCACUUCGGCGGGCCUAUCACUUGCCAUCUUUGUGGAGAAAAUUUUAAUUAUAGGCGCCAACUAAGUCUCCACGUAGACCUAGAGCACCGUGUCCACGACAAGUUCUCCAAGUUCCACAGCUGUGCGGGCAUCGUGAACCAGCGGCCGCCGCCGCGGGUGGACAUGGUCUCCGAGGACGGCAAAAUUAAGGUCCAGAGUAUCGACAGGUCCAGGUCUGGGGUUCGAAGGUCCAACUCAACGUUUAGUCAGGAGACUUAUUCCGAUGUUACUCGGCCAAAGUCCGAGGAAAGUCUUAGCUGUGAUCCGUCCACGAAUAUCGUGUAUUACACGUCGGUGGACACAGUGAAGAAACCGUCCGUUGUGAACAAUUUCGUUCAGAAGGUCCGAAGUGGCUUCAACAGUUAUAAGUGGGAGCCCGGGACGAAAAUUAUUCGUGUAUGAUACCGUGCUGUGAAGUGGCAUUUGUGUUUUGUUACAAAUAUAGUCCAAAAGUCCAU